Hydra vulgaris (swiftwater hydra) is the source of this 2388-nucleotide messenger RNA. RefSeq lists its product as uncharacterized. Gene Ontology annotation, molecular function: protein binding. The record is from RefSeq and is a predicted model, not a curated record. NCBI's taxonomy places the organism in Eukaryota, Metazoa, Cnidaria, Hydrozoa, Anthoathecata, Hydridae.
UUUUUUUUUGUUUGUUUUUUUUUUCUUUACAGAAAUUAUUAAAAUGAAAUUUUACUUGCACUUCAACUUAAAAAAUGAUGGAAUAAUAUCUGCUGUUGUUGAAGUCAGUGAAAAUAGCUGCUCUGAUAUAAAAACUUGUAUACAACUUAUAUGUAUCCAACUUCAAAAAGAAAGAAAUUUACAUGUUGAAGCAUCUUCAUUAGAUAUAUUUUUUAAAAAGAAGUUAUUGUCAUCCGAUGUAUCCUUGUCAAGCUUAAGUUGUGGUGCUGAUUUGUAUGUAGAGAUAAAUACUGAUAGAGUUUCAAAGAAUAAAGUAGUUUAUGACAAAAGUAUUGUUUCAAAAUCAAAAAAUGGCAUUGAAAUAAAGGAGAAAGAAAAUUUAACUAAAAAUAGUCAGCAAUGUACUGAACUCAAGACGUUACAGCUUAAAGCCGAAAAAUUAGUUGAGAAAAAGCGUUAUGAUCUAGCAGUUGCUUUAUACAAAGAAAUGAUUGAAAUAGACAAAAAUUCUGUUGAUGGAAUACUUGGAGUUGCAUACAUUUAUUUUAAAGCACACCGUUAUGCUGAUGCAAUACCAUUAUAUUUAAAAAUUGUUAAUCAGGAACCUUCAAAUUUUACUGUUCUUAUAGACUACAGCGUGUCACUUAUCAAAAUAGGUGAUUGCCAGAAAGCAAUUAAUGUUUUGUCACAUGGUAUUAAUGAUAUGAAACGCUCAAAGGAUUUUAAAAAAUUAAUCCAUGAUGCUAAUGUUGCGCUUGCCUCUGCACUUGAGUUAAAAGGUGAAUUACAGCAUGCAUUUCAAUUGUAUUUAACUGUUGCUCAAAUGACUGAAAAACAGCAUAUAGAUGCUUUAAUAGGUUAUGCAAGAGUUGGCUUUAAACUGAACCAGGUAUCUUUAGAGGAUGUUUUUCUUGUCCUGCUUAAUGCUAUCGUGAGGAAAAAAGAUGACAAUGGUGUAAAAAAAUUGUUUGCUGAAAUGAUUCAGGAAAAUGGCGGUUAUAGUGCUUUAGUUUCACAAAUGCAAGAUGCUAAGUCUGAUCCAACUGCCGUCGUCUACAUUGCAUCGAUAGUGCGUGAGUUCGGUGCUCUCAACAAAUGCAAGGACCUACUAGAACAUGCUUUUGCUCUAGCACCAAGUAGUAUUGACAUCGCAUUACUCUUGACUCAUGUGUAUGAGAAUCUAUGUCUUUUUAACGAUGGUUUAAACUUUGCAAUGAAAUAUUUUAAUGAGAAGCAUGAUAGACAGGUGUUGCGACGUGUUGAUUUGAGUCCUGUUUCUCAAGUUAUAAAACUUUUAGAAUCACAAAAUUUUGAUGACUUAAAAGGCUUUAUUUUAUCAAAGUUGUCUCAAAUGAAUGGAGAUAAACAGUCGCUAUUAAAAGGUAAUAUGGCAGACAUAGAGUUACAACUUUUGGCACUAUACUUUACAGUUGUAAAAAUAUGUUUUGUGAUGGGCAACUUGGAUUGUGUAUUAUUAUUUGUGAAACUACUUGAUCCUCUGUUUAAUGCUAAUGAAAAUCUUCACAAAACUCUAAUUAAAAAUGAACAGGCUUAUUAUAGUUGUAUUAGUAAAAUAUAUAAUACGUGUCCGCCUCCGUUUGUACGUCUUUCUCCACUCGAAAUCAGUGCAGCUGAUCAAAAACUCAUUUUUGCAGUUGGAGAGAGUCACGUGUUACCUUUAGCUUGGAGGAGUCUGAAGUAUAACGAUCUUGAUUAUGUAAUUCAUCCUGUUUUAGUGACAGGAAUAAAAAUAUGGCAUUUGCGUAAAGAUUCCAUGUUUUACACACGCUCUAAUUUUGAUAAUGCAUUAAAAAUGAUUCCUGACGGUUCUACUUGUUUUUUUCUUCUUGGUGAGAUUGAUUGUCGAGAAGGGGUUCGGAGUGCUAUGGAGAAAUGCUGUUACGAUUCAGUGGAGCAAUGUGUUAAUUUUUUAACAGGGGUUUACGUGCAAAAGUUAUUACAUUUGGCAAAAAGUAAAAAAUUGAAAAUUUUUGUCCACCCAAUCGUACCCACUUUAAAAGAAACAUUUUUUAACGUACGUUUAUUAAAUGAGUGCUUAAAACGCGAAUUGACAAAACAUAUUUCAAGAUUAAUUUGGUUGGAUUUUGUAGACGAAUUAAUUGCCGAGAAUGAUUCAUUAAAAGAAGAAUAUCAUUUUGAUGGAGUUCAUCUGCAUCCGGGUUACAUUAAACUUUUAGAAAAUUGUUUACAAAGUAGCAGUAUGAAGUAGCUAACGAAUAUUUGGUUUUGUUAACAAAUUCUUAUUAAACAAAAAUUACUUUGAUAACGUUUUCUUUAAAAAAAGUUGUGCACAUGAGGUUUGUUUAAAUGUUUUUCUGUUUGUGUGAUUAACGUUAAUUGAUUCGAUUUGAAAAAAUAUUUUUUAGA